AUGACGAUGGAUGACCAGCCUCCAAACCAAUCGAGGGAAGGACCUACAUCGCAAAAGGAACUUCCGACUCAACUUCUCCGUCCUGACGAUUCCCCUAUUGCCGUCCCGAAGGCGGCUUCCGUCACAGAUUCGGCUUCGACCUUGAAAACCUUGAAAGUCGGGUCCACUGGCCCUGCCAAGGUUGCCAUCCCUCGUUCGCGAUCCGGUAUCGCCCCUCGAUAUGGCCGCCGCGUUCCCCGGGCUUGCGAAUCAUGCAGAUCGCGCAAAACGAAGUGUAGUGGUGAUACACCAGUUUGUCGACAAUGUCGUGAACUGCGCAUUUCGUGCCAGUACCCCGUCGGGUGGAAGGAAAAGACAAAAAGACAAGUCGAAUCGCUCUCCGAGAAAGCGGUCGAUUAUGAAAAUUUACUGAAGGAUCUAGGGAUGUUGGUCGAGACUAAGACUGCAGAUCGUAUCCGAAGCUUGCUGGACAAGUAUGGUAACAACGAAAACGAGUCGUCUUCAAACGCUAGCGCACCAUCCCAUUCAGUUACCCCACAGGACGAAAAUGGGGACGCCGACGAUCUUAGUUCACCCUCAUCUAUUGGCUCACUUGAGGCCAUUGACCGCGUAGAGGAGGAUUUGAACCGGACCGAACAAUCACGAGCUACCGGGUUUAUGAGCAAAAGUUCAGAGGUCACUUGGAUGCAACGACUUCAGCGCGAGGCGGAAAAUCGUUCCAGGGGACUGGCAGGUUCAUUGGAGCCAGGACAAAGCAAACGACAAGACGAUGAUCUCGCCCUUCAUGCUGUGAGCUACCACUUAGACGACAUUGACGUUUCUGUUCCUGAAUCGGUGGAUAUCUACGCUAUGCCAUCCCGGGACCUGGCCGAUAAACUCUUUGACGACUAUCUCCGUACCGUGCAUCCCUUCUUCCCUAUGAUCAAUCGCCCUCUCUUCAGUGCUCAAUAUCGAACUUUCUUCGACAGUUCUGCCCGACCUGGGGAUAAAUGGCUCGCUAUACUGAACAUGAUAUUUGCUAUCGCUGCCCAGCAUGCCCAUCUAAUUCAAGCGCCAUGGCAAGGGGAUGACAAAGACCAUUUGGUGUACUUGACUCGAGCCAGGAUUCUCAGUAUGAAUGGAGAUGUCUUGUUUAGCCAUCCCGAUCUUCAGCAGGUUCAAGUGGAGGGUCUUAUUGCAUUCUAUCUCCUUUCAUCAGAUCAGAUCAAUCGAGCGUGGAGAAUUUCCGCGUUGGCGGUGCGAUCUGCCAUUACUCUUGGCAUCAACAUGAAGAGUACCAGUCCAACAACCCCAAAUAUCUCCAAAGAGGCCCGAUACCGAGUUUGGUGGUGCUUGUACACCUUCGAGCACAUGUUAGGCAUCAUGACAGGUCGGGCUACCUGUAUCUUGGAUGGAAUUUGCACCACACCUCUACCCCUUCCUUUCACAGAGGAACAAUUACAGGAACCCGAAGCAGCUGAAUUACUCAACAACUCUCAUCUUCGCGAUGACCGAAUCAACAAGGUAAUGGCCAGUGUAUGGGUUCGUCAUAUGCCACUCAACCCAAACGGCGGCAAAGAGGCCACCCACAAGUCUCGCGAGCGUGACAAUUUGUGGGUGAAGGGCUUAGCUUUCAAUUUCGGCCUUUGUCAUCUCUACUACUGUGAUUUGGCAGUCGUCACCCAGGAAAUUGUAAACAAGGUGUAUUCGACAGACUGUGUGAUGGUGCCUUGGGCGCAUAUUGAGAAUCGCAUCGGUGAACUUCGGUCUCGAAUUGACCUGUGGUUGACAGGUAUCCCAUCUAGUCUUGAUUUCACUCAGAAAACUGAUGAUGGACCUGAACAACUCCGUAGCAAGCUCGCCCUGGCCUUUCACUUUUAUAGUGCGCGGAUCACACUGGGCCGCCCAUGCCUAUGCCGACGAGAUGCUCAAAAGAAAGAUCCAGCAGAAAAGUCAUCUUUUAGCCAUGAUAUGGCCAUGUUGACACUGAAUUCUGCAAUGCAAAUGUUGGACCUCAUCCCAGAUGAGCCAAGUGCCGUUCAGCUUUACGAGAUCGCUCCCUGGUGGUGUAUUCUCCAUUACCUCAUGCAGGCUGCAACCGUGUUACUAUUGGAACUGUCAUUUGGUAGUGUCCACAUGCCAGAAGGAGAGCAGCAAUUCAUAGCGCAGUCCAAGAAAUCUAUUCGAUGGCUCUACGCUAUGUCUGAACACAGCGUCGCCUCCCGACGAGCUUGGCAACUCUGCGACAUCUGCCUGCGCCGUCUCGCCUCUGGCAUGCACUUCGAUAUUUCCGACAUACCUUCAAACACCUACCAACCCGCACCCACAUCCACCCUUGAUUCCACGGAUGUCUCUCAGCCCGACAACUUCACAGGAACAGGCUCGCAAAACAUGUGGGGUCCCCACCUGGAAGACCUUUCAUUGACAAACCAGUUCAACCAGCCGUUCCAGUUGGGAGGUGAUCACUAUAAUUACCCAGCGUUCUCGGAUCUUCCGGACGCGGACCCCAUUAGCUCUGUUUCAGCAGAUGGGCAGAUCGUCGAUGAUCUGUACUUCCCCUACGAUCCCAUUAGUGGCGAGUUCAUCCGGUCUUUCUUCCCUCACAAUAACGAGGAUGAUCGCUGGGAGCAAAGCUGA
Messenger RNA from Penicillium manginii, 2616 nucleotides. Its product is annotated as Zn(II)2Cys6 transcription factor. Bases 1 to 2616 code for a protein of 871 amino acids. The record is from RefSeq and is a predicted model, not a curated record. Gene Ontology annotation, biological process: regulation of DNA-templated transcription; DNA-templated transcription. Gene Ontology annotation, molecular function: zinc ion binding; DNA binding; DNA-binding transcription factor activity, RNA polymerase II-specific. The transcript is spliced from 4 exons. NCBI's taxonomy places the organism in Eukaryota, Fungi, Ascomycota, Eurotiomycetes, Eurotiales, Aspergillaceae.